UAUAGCACAUCUCAUAGCAUAAAAAAAAACAAAAAACACAACCACCACCAAGGUCCGGUCCCAUCUCUUGAAAAUUCGUAAUCUCACAAAAAAGAAGGGUGUUAAACCAAAACGCACCUCAACCUCGCCGUUUUGUUCCCUCACACAAAUAAAAAGAAACUAAACGACGACGAAUCAAAACGCGUCUUUCAAAUUCACUAUACUACUCACUCAUCCACUCUCACUCACUUCUUCCUUUUCUUUUCUUUUCCUUUUUCAGUUUCACAUUUGGAUCUCUUUCAAUAACCGCCAUAUAUACAAAAUUGAUGGGAAAAUCAACUAACAAUAGCAAGGAAUGGACGCAGAUGAACACGAUCUAUGGAAUGGAGCAAUGGCAAACCCUAAUUUUCCUCUUAUGUCAAGCAAUUUUAUUCUCAGUAUUAUCGGUUUUAUAUUUUGUUUACUUCGAUCCAAUUUCUACUUUCUUCGAGCGAAUUUUCACCGGCGCCGCCGUAGCUAGAUUCGCCGCUGGAUUUACUGGCUCAGUAACAGCGCUAUCUGCUUUAUGUUUAUUUUUCGCGGCGGCGAAUUUCUUUUACUCCGCCGUUCCGCUUCACUACGACAUGGCACAACGGAUCGUCUCCGCCGUUAACGACUGGUCAUCGGUGAAACUCGCACUUGAUUUAGGUUGCUGCGGCCGUGGAAUCCUCCUCAACGCGGUAGCAACGCAGUUGAAAAAAGAAGGAAGCUCCGGCCGUGUAGUCGGUUUAGAUCGAUCGAAGAGGACGACUUUAUCGACGCUUCGAUCGGCGAAAAUGGAAGGAGUAGGCGAAUACGUGACGUGUCGUGAAGGUGACGCGCGGCGGUUACCGUUUCCGGAUAAUUACUUCGAUGUAGUAGUGUCAGGCGUGUUUGUGCAUACUGUAGGGAGAGAGUAUGGACAGAAGACGGCGGAGGCGGCGGCGGAGAGGAUGAGAGCGGUGGCGGAGAUGGUUAGAGUAAUGAAACCAGGUGGUGUAGGUGUUGUGUGGGACCUAGUGCACGUGCCGGAGUACGUGCUACGGUUACAAGAAUUGAAGAUGGAAGAUGUGAGAGUUUCGGAACGUGUAACCGCUUUCAUGGUCAGUAGUCACAUUGUUUCAUUCAGAAAACCGAGUCAGCACGUGCAUGGACCCGCUGAGGUUCGCUUGGAAUGGAGAUUAUGCUGACGUGGAAUUUUAUCAACGGAGAAAAAAAAUACUAUAUACAGUAUAUUAUUAUUAUAUAUAAGUUUUUUUUUUAUAAUGUUAAUUUUUUUUUCUUGUUUUAUAGUAGUAUUUUAUAUUUUAUAGUAAAUAUGAAAGAGUAAAGUUAUUAUGUAUGGCUGGGGAGGCGAAGUCGAACCAGAUUUUAGAAUGAUAUGAAUUUUGUAUAUGCUUGUUGUUGAUGAUUUUAUUAUAUAUAGCAAUGAAAUUGUACAA
This is a messenger RNA of Trifolium pratense (red clover), 1439 nucleotides long. RefSeq lists its product as uncharacterized. Lineage: Eukaryota; Viridiplantae; Streptophyta; Magnoliopsida; Fabales; Fabaceae. Gene Ontology annotation, molecular function: S-adenosylmethionine-dependent methyltransferase activity. Bases 306 to 1187 code for a protein of 293 amino acids. The transcript has 2 exons. The record is from RefSeq and is a predicted model, not a curated record.